GGGAAGAAAGGUGCCCCUUGUUGAUCAAGGAGGCAAAGAGAAACAACGGCGGAAGUGGGGAUCGUGCGCCAUUUUCUAUUUUUGCAUAAGAGUGAUUAGUGUGUUGUAUGUGUACGUUUAGUGUAUUAAAUCAAGAAAAUAAUAAUAAUCAUUUUGAUGCUGAUUUGCCGAAGCAAUGAGAUGAUCGUUAAGAACACAUAUACCAAAUACUACGAUAUAAGAGAGAGAGAGAGGGGGGGAGAGAAAGAGAGGAGAAAAAAGAGAGGAGAAAAAAGAGAGGAAGAGAGAAAGAAAAAAGAAAUUAAAAUAGUGUAAUACCUUAAACUUUUCUCGUGGACGAAAGAAGAAUGUCUUUGGAAUCUGUGACAAGUGAAAAACAGCUGCUAAAUCAAAAAUCAACAGGAGAUGAUGCAAUUAUAUCCAUGUCCGUGGCUGGGGAGGUAACUGAUACUUCCAUUAUGGAAAUUGGACGUUCAAGACCUCAAUUUCAAUAUACAAGGGAGGAAUUGAUGACGAUAAAAGGUUUACCUUUAUCUAAACGCAGACCUGGUUUCCUGGAUACUUCUUACAAUAAUACACGUGGUGUAUGGGACCCUGAACGUUGGCAUUCAAACAGAAAAUGUAGUGACACGCCGCCUAAAGAUGACAAAGGUAUACGUUCCGAACCCAUUACUGAAAAUCAUAACAAGCGUCGCAGUGGUGAUCCUCGGGAACGAAUACGAAAAGAACAGGAUGGUAUUGUUUUAAGUCCCCAAAGACGAAGUUUUAAUUCUGGAUGUUUUGUUAAUGUGACGUGUAAUGCGCCAAGUAGACGCUCUGAAAGUCCGAUUGGUAAAACAGAGGUCAGUCAUCGGGAAACAGUUCGACGGAUCGGUAGUGGUAGAAUUUUGACACGUGACAUAUGGGACUUCAGAUCUGAAAAUGAAAAACUUGAACCAGAACGUACAGAUUUUUCAUAUAUAUCUGUUACACGUGAUCGUGACAAUAGAGAAAGUAAGGUAACUAAAGAUCGUGAAAAUAUACGGGAUAGAGAACGCGAACGGGAUAAUCUACGUGAUCGGGAUGAAAGAAAUGAACGAUAUGAACGUCGAUCAUUUGGUCGUGACUUUGGAGAUCGUGAAAGAGAUCGUGAUCGAGAUAGGGGAGUGGAUAGAACCGAGCGUAAUCAUCAGAAUGAUCGUGAUAAGGAACGGGGACGCGAGAGAAGAUUUAGUAAUGAUCGUAGAAAAAGCUGUGGUGAUAAUCGUGAUGCAAAUGAGCCCGAGUGGUUUAGCUCAGGACCUACGUCCCAACAUGAUACUAUCGAGCUAAGAGGUUUUGAGGAUAUUCCAGAAGAAAAAGUAGUUAGUAAUAGUGCCAAUGUUAAAACUCGAAAAUAUCCUGCUCCAAAGAAACGUGGAAAACGGAAUUCUUUAGAAAAAGAUGACAAACCGAAUGAGAAUAUAAUUGGUCCUAAAGGACGUAGUACCCCAACAACCCUAGAUCAAUCAAUUAAUGCUGUACCUGCACCACAUUCUCCUAUAUCUGAACAAAAUGAGCCAUCAUCUGAUUCUAACAAAGAAUCUCAGGAUACUAGCGAUAGCAUCAUGACAGAAUCAAGUACCGAGAUGGCUGAUAAUUCCGAAGCUCGUAAAAAUGAUGAAAAUAGUCAUCCCGAUUUUAAUCUAGACGACUUCUUGAAAUCUGAUACUUUUCCUGGUGUUCCUGAUUUGUUAACAAAUGGAGUUGGUUCAAAUGGUGGAUCAUGUUCUCGAUUUAGUCAAUGGUUUAAAAGAGAAAGCCCUAUUCAGCAACAAACAGAGAGUUGCAGAGCUAUAGAGGAAGAAAUGUUGAAUAAUUUACUCAAUGAUAUUUCUGAACCAAAUAUUCAAAUUCCAUCAGUUACUGAAUCAAAUGCAUACUUUGCUCCUAUAUCACCUGCUAUUUCAACUACUAAUAAUACUACAUCUACUACUGGUGUUAAACUCCUCGAAAUGUUGCAACGUGGUAAUAAGCAACAACAGCAACAGCAGCAGCAGCACAAUCAAAAUGGUCAAGCAGAUUUAACUACACCAGUUAUAUCAUUAAUGAAAAAUUCUUCUAUCAAAGAUAUGGAAGUAGGUGGAAAAGUUAUGCAUAGUGUAGAAGAAUUGGAAGCACGAAUGCGUGGCGGAGUUCCUCCACCUUCAUCUACGGCUGAGCUGUCCCGUGUAAACAAGACUGAAGAGGAUCUUUCUGCGUUUAAAAAAUUGCUUGCUCAAGUAACUGGUGGACAAGCUGUACCAGCAGCAAACGGGCCUAUGCCUCAAAAACCACAAUCUGUAACAUUGAUGCAGUUGCUUAAUUCACAAUUAAAGACACCACAACAAUCGGUUGUUCCUCAACAAUCACAUGCAGUUGCAGAUCAAAUUCAUCCUUCAACAUUCAAUCACGUUGGUCCCAUUGCUCCUACUCAACAUGCACACCAAGUUCAAAUGCAACACGAAAACUUAAUUAAAGUAUUGCAUAUACAACAGCAGCAACAGCAACAGCAACAACAACAGCAACAACAGCAGCAAAAGCAACGACAGCAGCAACAACAACACUCUGAUAUGCUGUCUAUGAUAAUGAGUGGUCAACGAUUGAUGGGUGUUAGUCCUGUGCCAACAGAUAUGCAAAUGAUGAUGAAUAAUGUUACUCAAUCUGGUCAAGAAUUAACACAAAGACCAGAAGCACAAGCUAUAAUUCAAGGUUUGCAGCAAGGGGAAAUAACAAAACAACAUUUGAUUCAACAGAUACAGAAUCCUGGCUUGCAACAUCGACAUCGAGAGCUUCUCGUUAAUAUUCUCAAAAUGUUUGGCGGAACUACUCCUCGCGCGAUAAGUCCACAUCCAAAUGCACCUACUCCACAAGAUCACAUUUUGCAUCAAAUGUUGUAUCAACAGCAGCAACAACAGCAACAGCAACGAAUUCCUUCUCCUAUGAAUAAUGCUUAUUGCCCACCCCCAAUAAUUCCAUCAAAUGUAACAACCAGUCCCAACACAUUAUCAGCAAAACAUUCAGUGAUACCACACAGAGUACCUUCACCACGGGAACUGGUUAUGCAUACUCAAUCCAUUAUGCAAAGUGCUUUAAUUAAAAAGAAAUUAGAAGAACAACGUGAGAACUUUCGCAAACGACAGGAUCAGCAGCAGCAACAACAGAUUCAACAAAGACCGUCCACUCCUGUUAAUUCUCCAGCAAAGCAAACGAUGAGCCCAACGCCACUUGCUUUCACGCCAACAUCAGUAUUACGAAAAAUGACUGCCGAUAAGGAACCAGAGGGUAACAGCAAUGAUCUAGCAAAACUGGCUAAUCAAAAUCAAGUGCAACAAAUGCAAUCUGCAGUGCAAUUACUUACGCAAGGAGUUCUGUCGCGACAUAAUACAUUGCGACCACAGCAGUCUAUUCAAUCUUCAUGGUCUAAUCCAAAUAUUAAGCAAUAUCCUGGACGGCCAAUUGUAAAAGGUGGUGGUGGUAACACUGUCAAUCAGUAUCAGUACAGCGGUAAUUUAGACUUUCAACAACAACAACAACAACAACAACAACAGCAGCAGCAGCAACAACAACAGCAGCAGCAACAACAACAACAGCAGCAGCAGCAGCAGCAGCAUAGACCUAUGACGAAUGUAUAUGGCAAUCCCGCACGUUCCAAGCAUGCUAUGGCUCCCACAGUAUCAUCACAUCAUAGUGUUGCUCAAUACAAUGUUACUCAAAAUACUAUGAUAAACCAACGAUCAAAUCAUAUGAAUCCCCAAAUGAAGCAGGUUCAACAAGUUCAAUCACAUAUGGCUAAUGUACAUCAGCAACAUCAGCAACAUCAGCAACAACAGCAGCAGCAACAACAGCAGCAACAACAAUCGCGAUCUACAAAUCCACAAGUGCAACUUAUGUUGAAUCAAAACUACAACUCCAAUCGUUCAGAUGGACGAAUGAUGCGAUCGCAACAAUUAAAUAUCAACGUUGGCCGUCAAAACUCACCGGGUCUUGGAUUUAUGGGUAGCAAUGGUGGAGACUUAUCUCCAACAUCAAAUCAGUUAGCACGAUGGUUUACUCCUGAACUUCUUGCGCAAGCUCGAGCUGGUAAACUACCAGAGCUUGUUCAAACAAAUGUUUUGUCAUUGGAAGAAUUAGAAAGACUUCAACAUGCUUCGACGAAGGUGCAUAAUUGAUUCAACACGUUAUUUUUCAUUGACAUUUUUGUUUCAAGUAGUAUAUUCCUGCUUUCGAAUCUUCCAUCAAAAUUGGAUUUGCUUUCGUAUUAAAAGGCAUGAGUAUAAAAACAAUUAUUCGUAUUACAAAAAAAAAAAACGAGCGCAAGUGAUUUUUACGAAAUGGUGCUGGAAUUGUGAAAUUUCUUGUUACGCAAUCUCACGUGAAAAGAAGAUUAAAAAAAGAAAAAAAAGAAAGAUAUACAAUUAAUUAUAUAUUUUAGUCUUUCAAGCAGCGUAUAGAGCGCAGUAUUUCUUCUUCUUUUUAUAAGCAUACAAAGUAUCUCAUAGGUUAAAUCCUUCGAAAUUUCAGAUUGUAUGUUAAGUAGGAAUUACAAAUGUACAGAAUAGAAAGAAGUAUCGUGUAAGAUUUACAUAGCUAUUUACAUGUAAAAGCCAUUUAAUGACACAUUAUGUGAACAGCUUUCUGUUGUAAGAAUGAUGUAUUGCUUAUAAGACUGAAACACUAAACACAAAAAUUCUUACCGACAUAAAUAACAGUCAUAGAAAAAUCAAGAUUUUAUUUUAAAAUAAGAAAUUAUUAAAUGGCAGCAUAAUCGUGUUUAUUUGCCUAAAUAAAUUUAUUUGCAUGUAAGAGGAUAUUUCUUCAUUAUAAUUAGGAUACGUAAUCUGAUUAUAAUGUUAACGCCAACGAUUAUUUACACAUUCACAACAUUUAUGUAAAUUUGAAUUAUUUAUUAUUAUAAGUGAAUAUCCUAUGAUGUGGUACAAAAUAAUAAAUAGUAACA
Messenger RNA from Polistes canadensis, 4957 nucleotides. Its product is annotated as putative mediator of RNA polymerase II transcription subunit 26. The record is from RefSeq and is a predicted model, not a curated record. NCBI's taxonomy places the organism in Eukaryota, Metazoa, Arthropoda, Insecta, Hymenoptera, Vespidae. Bases 348 to 4169 code for a protein of 1273 amino acids. Gene Ontology annotation, cellular component: nucleus; cytoplasm. Gene Ontology annotation, biological process: negative regulation of translation. The transcript has 17 exons. Gene Ontology annotation, molecular function: mRNA binding.